AUGAUAACCAAUGUGGUUAACUUGUUUGCCCAAGUGUUUUUCACCAUCAUGUAUUCCGACUUAGAAUGUGACUAUAUCAAUCCUAUUGAGUUGUGUAACAAGCUCAAUCCUUGGUUUAUUCCUGAGGCUGGUUUACAUGGAUUUUUAACUCUUUUGUUCCUUGUGAACGGAUACUGGUUCACCUUCUUGUUGAAUGCUCCAUUGUUGGCACACAACGUCAACAAAAUCGUCAACAAGAACCACAUGUUAGAUGCCACCGAGAUUUUCAGAACCUUGUCAAAGCAUAAGAAGGAGUCCUUCCUCAGGUUGGGUUUCCACUUGUUAGUAUUCUUCUUCUACUUGUACAGAAUGAUCGUUGCUUUGGUCGCCGAGGACAGUUAG
Messenger RNA from Meyerozyma guilliermondii ATCC 6260, 381 nucleotides. Its product is annotated as cornichon family protein. The transcript has a single exon. Lineage: Eukaryota; Fungi; Ascomycota; Pichiomycetes; Serinales; Debaryomycetaceae. Gene Ontology annotation, cellular component: COPII-coated ER to Golgi transport vesicle; endoplasmic reticulum membrane. The record is from RefSeq and is a predicted model, not a curated record. Gene Ontology annotation, biological process: endoplasmic reticulum to Golgi vesicle-mediated transport. Bases 1 to 381 code for a protein of 126 amino acids.